AUGGCAACCUUCCGUCAUACAACACCUCCUCCCACAUCCCGCAUCCACACUCCCUCAACACCUCUUUUUGGUACCUUCGACGACGACUAUCAACCAUACUCGCCCAGGAAGUCUUCCCGAAUUUCGCAGCGCUCUCGCGCCGCGCAGACACCGCCUCCACAAUCAGCUAGUCGCAAUCUUCGCACGAACCCUUCGUCUUCGGGUUCAUCGUCAACAUCUCCAUACCUUACCUCCCAACCUCGCUCCCCGCAAACAGCACCGAAGAAAAGAGGGCCGAAGAGCGAUCCCGAAAUUAGUGGACGACGUGUAUCUGGUGCCUUAAAUUACGAAUCUACAGUUUCCGCAGCCGCCGCUCUUGGUCUCCCUACGCCUACUCCUCGAAAAGCCGAAAAGAUGAGACCCGUAGAUGUGCUACGUGCCAAUGGCAUGCUUCCGACUCCAGCAAAGACGCCACAGAAACGCCCAGAGGAAGGACAGACACCCCCCGAGGUUACAGCAAUUGCGCGCAAUUUAUUCUCAGUUCGCCCUGACACCUUGGACGAGGUUAUGCCCUCUCCCAAGAGGAAGGGAAAGAAGCGCUACACCGGAUUUACAUUAGACAGCUUUGAGGCCGAAAACGAUCAGACGCCUAUUGCGAUAUAUACCGAUUCCAAUGAGCGCAUUCCCGAGGCUGAUAUGAGUAUGGACAACCCUUUCUAUGGUGAAGGCGCCGAGCAUGAAUAUGCAGAGCAUGAGCCAAGCAAGCGCUCCAUGAAGAGGAGAAAGAUCAUGGUGCCAGGAGAAGGAGAGCAGGAUUUGGAGGAUGUCGAGCAAAGAAAGGAUGGGGUUAUCUGUGUCUUUCGUGGACGAAAAGUCUUUAGAAAGUUUAGCGAUGCGCAAAGCCUUGACCAUAGAGAUACUGGUUCCAUGGCUGACGGAAGUUUUGGGGAAGCUCCAGCCGCAGAAGCAUCUGCAUCAGGUGCCAGUCGUCUUCUAUUCCCAUCCGACCGCCAACUUCGAUCUAAGGAUCUUAGAAGCCAGGCUGUCGAGGAUGAGGAAGCCGAUACCGACAUUGACGAAUCUUCCAUGCUUUCUACUCCCCGUACCCGACCUGGCAGAAAGACUAGAUCUAUCACUAACAAGUCGACGCCCCAAUACAGCGAAGAAAUCUCUACCCCUAUGGCCCCUAGAUUCGCUCCCGCCGUUCCGAUCUCACCACCGUCUACAUCCAGAGCUACACGAUCAAGGAAGAUUGACAUGAGCAGCUCUCCAGCUGGCCCGGAUAGCGACGAUGCACUCAGUCCCUUCGACUCCUGGUCGAGGGUCAAGAACCCCAAGAAGCGUGUCGCAGAUACACCGCCCUCCAAACCCUCAUCACAUUCCGACAAGAGACUCAAAUUUUAA
This is a messenger RNA of Lachnellula hyalina, 1383 nucleotides long. RefSeq lists its product as uncharacterized. The coding region runs from base 1 to 1383 and encodes 460 amino acids. Lineage: Eukaryota; Fungi; Ascomycota; Leotiomycetes; Helotiales; Lachnaceae. The record is from RefSeq and is a predicted model, not a curated record. The transcript is spliced from 2 exons.